Gorilla gorilla gorilla (western lowland gorilla) is the source of this 5624-nucleotide messenger RNA. It is a transcript of the gene CTSO, whose product is annotated as cathepsin O. Gene Ontology annotation, molecular function: cysteine-type peptidase activity. Gene Ontology annotation, biological process: proteolysis. Bases 204 to 1169 code for a protein of 321 amino acids. The record is from RefSeq and is a predicted model, not a curated record. Lineage: Eukaryota; Metazoa; Chordata; Mammalia; Primates; Hominidae. The transcript has 8 exons.
AAAAAACUAGCCUCAGCAAGGAGGUCCGUAGCCUCCAGCUGACCGGAUUUUCAGUCACAGAACACCGGGGACCUAAAAAAGGGUCAAUCUCAGCAUCGUGCACUCAACCCAGCUCCUUCCGCCCCUCGAGCCCAGGCUGGGAGGAGCCGAGGAACCGAAAGAGAAAACAGGCCGCGCGGGCGGCAGAGGAGCCGGGCGCCGCAAUGGACGUGCGGGCGCUGCCGUGGCUGCUGUGGCUGCUGUGGCUGCUGUGCCGGCGCGGCGGCGAUGCGGACUCCCGCGCCCCCUUCACCCCGACCUGGCCGCGGAGCCGCGAGCGUGAGGCCGCCGCCUUCCGGGAAAGUCUUAAUAGACAUCGAUACUUGAAUUCUUUAUUUCCCAGUGAAAACUCCACCGCCUUCUAUGGAAUAAAUCAGUUUUCCCAUUUGUUUCCUGAAGAGUUUAAAGCCAUUUAUUUAAGAAGCAAACCUUCCAAGUUUCCCAGAUACUCAGCAGAAGUACAUAUGUCCAUCCCCAAUGUGUCUUUGCCGUUAAGAUUUGACUGGAGGGACAAGCAGGUUGUGACACAAGUGAGAAACCAGCAGAUGUGUGGAGGAUGCUGGGCCUUCAGCGUGGUGGGAGCAGUGGAAUCUGCUUAUGCAAUAAAGGGGAAGCCCCUGGAAGACCUAAGUGUCCAGCAGGUCAUUGACUGUUCGUAUAAUAAUUAUGGCUGCAAUGGAGGCUCUACUCUCAAUGCUUUGAACUGGUUAAACAAGAUGCAAGUAAAACUGGUGAAAGAUUCAGAAUAUCCUUUUAAAGCACAAAAUGGUCUGUGCCAUUACUUUUCUGGUUCACAUUCUGGAUUUUCAAUCAAAGGUUAUUCUGCACAUGACUUCAGUAACCAAGAAGAUGAAAUGGCAAAAGCACUUCUUACCUUUGGCCCUUUGGUAGUCAUAGUAGAUGCAGUGAGCUGGCAAGAUUAUCUGGGAGGCAUUAUACAGCAUCACUGCUCUAGUGGAGAAGCAAAUCAUGCAGUUCUCAUAACUGGGUUUGAUAAAACAGGAAGCACUCCAUAUUGGAUUGUGCGGAAUUCCUGGGGAAGUUCAUGGGGAGUAGAUGGUUAUGCCCAUGUCAAAAUGGGAAGUAAUGUUUGUGGUAUUGCAGAUUCCGUUUCUUCUAUAUUUGUGUGACAUGUUGGGCAGAUCAAGAGACAGUUACAAAAAUGAAGGUUUUCAUAAUGCAAUGUAACAUAGUACUUCAAAGUAUUAUUCGACUUCAAGUUUCAGCAACUACCUACAAAAGAUUCUAAGGCCUAGUAGUAUUUAAACUAAGUUUCAGAAUGUUCCCUUCUUGUAGAGAGAUGGACAACCAAAGUCAGUGGGACAAACUCCAGCACAGAAGCCUGCAAGGAAGCCUAUGGAAUAGUUUCCUGUCCUGAGACGAAAUUCAGAUUAGGAGAUAUUUUAGGCCCCUGCAACUGGGGAAGGCUACUGUUUGUUUUUGUUUGCUUAUUAUUUAUUUGUUUGUUUAUUGUGAGAUAUUUCAGGUGGGAUCAAAGAGGUCAUAAGAAUUUAUUUUCUUUUGUGGGGUGUAACUACUAGCUUUAGAUUACCCCUAUACACAAGAAUGGCCAACCUAAAAUUAUCUGUGUCUUGUACAGUUAGUUAUAUUAGCAGCCCUCUGAGAUGGUAUAUCUAUCGGAAGGAUUUCAAACACCAAUUGCUUUACCUGAACAAAUGGUGCUUACCCUUUGAACAGCAGAGUGACCACGUAGGAGGAAGGAAAAGGGCAAAAUCACUUCAGUUAAACUGAAAUUAAAUGAACAAUAAGGCAACUAUAUAAGUAACUUCUAGUAGCAUUGCCUGAGAGACAAAUUAUUGUUUGAUAAUUUUCAUUGUGAAUAGGAAUCCAAUAGAUCAUACUGCUUACUUUGUUCUUUUUAUACUACAGAAUAAUAUUUUGUUCUGUAGUAUAUCUAAAUACCAAAAUAUUAUCUCAUAUUUUCUCCCUCUUUCUCUUACUCUUUACCAAGUUUUCCUGGUGGCUUGGCUUCCCUGACUAAAGAAUUAAGUCUCAUUUUUACUUUCCAUUUCUAUUUUCUUACCACUUAGUUGGCUCCCUUUGUCUCUGUACCUUUACCGACAUUAGGAUCUCACCUCUUUCUUCCUCCCCUAAUUCAUAAGCACCACUCCUAUCAAAGUCCCAUCUCUUAACCCUGGGUAUCAAUCAAACUGUGAGUUUUCCAGAAUCUGUUUCCCAGUUUUCCCCUUGGCUUUCCUGGUCUCCCAUCCGAACUGCUUCUUUGUGCACCUCUUGUUCUUUCUCUUGGCUCCCAGUCUUGAUUCCUGUGAUCACUCUUGCAUCACCAAUUGCACAAGUGAUUUCAGGUGCAAUUCUGAUUAGCCUGCGUCCACACAGUGAUCAGUGAUCCUGUGUGCCUAGAAAGGACACUGUGUGCUGCUCAUGACCUGCAACAGGAAAAAAGCCAUUUCUUGUUAGCAGUGUAAGAACCUUAGAGCAAAGGAGUUGACCUUCUGAUUGAAUAUAAGCACAACCAUAUUAAAUGAGUCAAUACAAGAAAAUUAUUUCUGAUACUAUGUAUGUACAUAUUUCUUCUCUAAAAUGUAUCAUUAUUUUCUAAUGUAUAUGAUCUAACAAAAAUGAAACAUGAAAUGCAGUAGCAACCACUAAAAAAAAAAAUUCAAGGACAUCUAACUUUUUCUCUCACUUUUGCCCUUUGUUUAUCCUUCCCUGUGAUUAGAUAAACAAAAUAAAAAACAAAAUGCUGUAUUUCUCUUCUUAUGCCAAUCAGAACCAAUACGAAAAGAAUGUGUGUUGACUCAGGUUUGGAGUUAUUUCAGGAAGACAGAUAUUGACCUUUUAAUUGAUAAAUAUUCUUAUUAUCCGGGAAUGCCAGAAAAGAACUAUGUCCUGCUUGUCUAGUUUGUAUUCGCUGACUUUCUAUGGGAUAUAGAUGCAUUUGUAAUACUCUUUUUCAAGUGCUAAAGGAUUUCUAAAAUUUCAAACUGAUUAAUAUGUUUCUGCUGUUCUGGAUUUUGAUGACAUUUACGAUAAAACAACCUACAUUUGACUUUGGUUUAAAAAGAACCUCUUCUUAAGUGUAUGGCUUACAUUUUGUCAACACAGUAUUAAUGUGCUUUAUAUUUACACUGUUUUCUCAGCUCUAAAUUAAUAUAUCCAGCUUUUGGUUUUCUCCAUAGGCACUUUAACCUCAGUGUUUCCAAAACUCCAUUCGUCAUCCUCCCUAACUUCUCCCACCGCCCCCAACAAAAAGUUCCUUUACCUCCAAGAGCCUCUAUUUUGGUUAACGGAAUCAACAUUAUGGAAUCACCCAAUCAAUAAAAUUAAGACAAAUCCUAAACAUUUAAGCAGGUCAUCUACACCUUGGUAACCCAUCAAUGAAUUACCUACCUCCUGUGGCUACUGUCAUUUCUUAGUUGCAUGUUCUUUAGUGUCAUUUAUCUCCAUUAUUCAGUAGCCUACUCAUUAUUCUCUAUGUCCCUUAGUCCAGACCCAAAGUCUGGUGAUUCAGAUUGGUGUUCUUAUAGUCCAUCUACUAUAUUUCCCCUGCAUUUACGUUUCUCAAAGACGUUAUCAGUUUCUCUGUUCACAACCGUUCAAGGGCUCCCAAUGCCUUAUGAUACCAUGUGAGCUCUUUUAAGUGAGUUUUCAUGAAGAAGCCCCUCUCUACCUUUUCAACCAUGAUUGCUGCUGUGCUGCAUAGUUUGAUCACUCUUAUGCUGUGAUCCAGCCAUAACAAACUACUUGAAGUCAAAGCAACAGAAUCCUCACCUAAUAAUUAGAAGUCAUAAUGAAAGUCAUCAACGUGUUUCUGGAUGUGGUUUCACAAAGAUCUCAAAGUGAAUACUAAAUUAGCCAACCUUACAGUGAUUUUCUAACCCAUUUAAAAGUUAUAAAGUGGGUCAUCAGCACUAGAAGCAAGUGUGACUGGGGAGGGUGGGAACUUGCAGUCUAAAUUAUUUUGAUAUUUACAUGAAGAAUGACUGAUAUAUGCUUUGAUAAAACUCUUGCAACUUCUAGCUUAGUCACACCAAGAAAUAUAGGUGUAAAGAACUAAAUAUAACCAUAUAGUCUAUGAUAUGGUUUAGCUAUGAUAUGGUUUAGCUGUCUCUUAACCCAAAUCUCACCUUGAAUUGUAAUAAUCCCCAUAUGUCAAGGGCAGGGCCAGGUGGAGAUAACUGAAUCAUGAGGGUGGUUUCUCCCUUGCUGUUCUCAUGGUAGUGAAUAAGUCUCACAAGAUCUGAUGGUUUUAUAAAUGGGAGUUCCCCUGCACAAGCACUCUUGCCUGCCACCAUGUAAGACAUGCCUUUGCUUCUCCUUUGCUUUCCACCGUGAUUGUGAAGCCUCUGCAACCAUGUGGAACUGUGAGUCCAUUAAGCCUCUUUCCUUUAUGACUUACCCAGUCUCAGGUAUGUCUUUAUUAGCAGCAUAACAGCAGACUAAUACAACAGGCUAAGAAGGGAGUUACAAUAUUGGCCAGGGUGAUUGACCCGGACUAUGAAGACGAAAUCAGUCUACUACUCCACAAUGGAGGUAAGGAAGAGUAGGCAUGGAACACAGGAGAACUCUUAGGGUGUCUCUUAGUAUUGCCAUGCCCUGUGAUUAAUGUCAAUGGGAAACUACAAUGGCACAAUCCUGGCAGGACUACAAAUGGCCCAGACACUUCAGGAAUGAAGGUUUGGGUCACUCCAGCAGGUACAAAACCACAACCUGCUGAGGUGCUUGCUGAAGGCAAAGAGAAUAAGGAAUGGGGGUAGUGGAAUAAGGUAGUCAUCAAUAGCAGCUUCAGCCAUGUGACCAGUUGCAGAAAUGAGGACUGUAAUUGUCAUGAGUAUUUCCUCCUUAUUUUGUUGAGAACAUGUUUGCACAUAUAUACACUUGUACUAAGAAAAUAUAUUCAUUUUAUUUCCUUUAUUUUUCCUUUAUCAUGUGAUGUAAGAUUUGUUGACUUCAUAUCAGCAUUUAAGUGUUGUUAACUUUAGGUAAUAGCAUUUGGAUUGGGGAUUGGUGCACUUCCAGUUGUACAAAGGAUAGCUGUAUUGUGUUAGGUGUAAUUAUGACCUUAUUAUUGGCUUCAGUUGAAGAUUAUGUGUGAUUUCAGGAGAUGUGGUUGGGUUCAAGUUGACAAAGUUGUGAUGGUUAAUAUUGAGUGCCAACUUGAUUGGAUUGAAGUAUGCAAAGUAUUGUUCCUGGAUGUGUUUGUGAGGGUGUUUCCAAAGGAGAUUAACAUUUGAGUCAGUGGACUGGGAGAGGCAGACCCACCCUCAGCCUGGGUGGGCCCUGUCUAAUCAGCUGCCAGUGUGAAAGGAGGCAUGGAGAGAACAGACCUGCUGAGUCUUCUGGCCUCCAUCUUUCUCCCAUGCUGGAGGCUUCCUGCCCUGGAAUAUCAGACUCCAAGUUCUUCAACUUUUGGACUCUUAGACUUAUAUCAAUGAUUUGCCAGGGACUCUGGGGCCUUCAGCCACAGACUGAAUGCUGCAAUAUUGGCUUCCCUCCUUUUGAGGUUUUGGGACUUGGACUGGCUUCCUGGCUUGCAGACCUAUUGUGGGACUUCACUUGUAAUUUUGUAAGUCAAUACUCCUUAAUAAACUCCCCUUCAUAUA